AUUUCCUUUUAAAUCUCAAAGUUUGGUGCAUGUAACCUAACAGAGGUUUUGGAUACAUAAUGAGCAUGUAUUGAUAAUAAAGACCUGGAUUGUUUUGCAACAUAACCCAUGUAUUGCAUUAUAUUAUGAGUAAAUAAUGCUGAAAUAUUAACCAGGACUGAACAGUUAAAGGUUUGAUGCAUGACAUACAUCAAAUUCAAACAUGAAAAAUGCCAUUUUUGUUUUAUGUUGCAUGCAAAUUAAUUAUUAAAUCAAGGAUCUGAUGUUUCAGAUAGGAUCAUCUUUUUUAUUUUGAAUUGUGAGCUCAUUUAAACAGCUGCCCACACUUGUUGGAUUUAAAAGGUAAGAGGGCUACUGAAUCACCGUUGCAGAUUUUGGAAAGAACUGGAAUGCUUCCAAAAAUCAUCUAUAGCUUCUCUUAUUCUGCCGAAGACAAAUAAGACAGUGAAUAAACACCCUUUUUAACAAUACCUUUUUCUUCUGUACCUCGACAGCAUUUGAUCUACUUUGAAGACACAAUAUGAUCUUCAUUACUGCUAAAAAACUACAUUUUGUUUAUUAUCUAUCAAUAGGUCUUUUGGGUCUACCACUGAUUACAGAAUGUAACAAAAUAAAGCUGGUCGGGCCUUCGCGUUGCUCUGGUAGACUGGAGGUCUACAACAGAGACCAAUGGGGAACGGUGUGUGAUGAUCAAUGGAGCAUUACCAACGCUGACGUGGUUUGUCGAGAGUUAAACUGUGGGACAGUUCUUGAGGUCAAAACAGGCGCCUCUUUUGGAGAGGGAAAGGGCAUGAUCUGGUUGGAUGAUGUGCAGUGUACUGGUAGCGAGUCGUCUGUCCUCAAGUGCCCACACAGACCAUUUGGGCAAAAUAAUUGUGGCCACACUGAAGAUGCUGGGGUUGUCUGUUCAGAACAUGUGAGGGUGCUCAACGGAAGCAAUCGGUGUAGUGGCAGAGUGGAAGUCUACAACAAUGGCAACUGGAAAAGACUGUGCAGCAGUGACUGGAGCAAGGAAGACGCUGACGUGGUAUGCCGAGAGAUGAACUGUGGCACUCCGGUCACUCAGGCUGAAGUGCAAUAUUUUGGAGAGGCACUUGGACUUGGUAGCGUUAAAUCCAACUGUUUUGGAAAUGAGAGCUCCCUCUCACAAUGCACACUUCAGGAAAGCAAUGAGAGCUGUGUUGAUGCCAUUGUUGUCUGUUCAAACAGUCAACCAAUUCGGCUGAUGAACGGGACUGGUCGGUGCUCUGGCCGACUGGAAAUCUAUAAUGAUGGACAGUGGGGAACGAUUUGUGAUGACAGAUGGGGGAUGCAGGAAGCAACUGUUGCAUGUCGAGAGUUGAACUGUGGGAGUGCUCUCUCGGUCAAGUACAAGUCCCACUUCGGCAGAGGUCACGGUCAGGUGUGGUUGGACGAUCUUGAGUGUACUGGUCAUGAGAAGUCCAUCGCCGACUGCCCACACAGAGGUUUUGGAGAACAUGACUGUGACCACAAUGAAGAUGCCAGUGUUGUAUGCUCAGAAUCAGUCAGACUGAUCAAUGGGACUGACCGCUGCUCUGGCAGAGUGGAGGUCUUCCAUGACGGCCAAUGGGGAAAAAUGUGUAACAACUUGGGCAAUGAAGAGGCUGCAGUGGUGUGCCAGGAGCUCAGUUGUGGAUUACCAAAACAAUCCCAAGAAAUCUUCCAUUUUGGUGACAGCGGACUGAAAGGGUACACAAGUAGAUGCUCUGGCAAUGUGAGCUCCAUUUCCCAAUGCACACUUCAAGAAUACACAGGGAGAUGUGAAGGUGCUUCUCUUUCAUGUGCAGGUGUUCCACUACUAAGGCUUGUCAAUGGCACUGACCGAUGCUCUGGUAGAGUGGAGAUUCAGCAUGAUGGCCAGUGGGGAACAGUGUGUGAUGAUGAGUGGGACAUCAGAGAUGCCCAGGUGGUGUGCAGAGCCAUGGACUGUGGAACAGCUCAGACAGCCAAAGGCAGUGCCUUCUUUGGUCAAGGCCAAGGGGACAUCUGGCUGGAUGAUGUAGGCUGCUUCGGUAAUGAGACGUCCCUUUUGCACUGUCGACAUCCCACCCUUGGAGAAAAUAACUGUGGCCAUGGUGAAGAUGCUGGCGUGGUGUGCUCAGCUCACAUUAGACUGAUCAAUGGGACUGACCAGUGCUCAGGCAGGGUGGAGUUCUACCAUGGUGGACAAUGGUCAUCAGCAACUGAUGUUAACUGGGGAAUGAAUGAAGCUGCAGUGGUGUGCAGACAGAUGAACUGUGGAGAUCCCGUCAAGUUUUCAGGAUCAUAUGGCCAAGGCGGACAACUUAAAUGGUAUAGGAUCAGUUGUAGCGGUAGAGAGAGCUCUCUCACACAGUGCACACUGGAAGAACAUAUCAGGACCAGCCAGGAUCGCAUUGAAGAGGCAUCUGUCAAAUGUUCAGGUAAUGUGAAGUUGUCCGAUGGGCUCAAUCGUUGUGUUGGAAGAGUGGAGUUCUUCGGCAAAGGCCAGUGGGGGACCGUGUGUGGUGAAUCCUGGGAUGUGAAUGAUGCAAAUGUGGUGUGCAGACAGCUGGGCUGCGGGAAGACUCAUGAGAUCACCACCAUUGCCGAGUAUGGCCAUGGCACAGGACACACCUGGAUCAAUCAAAUUGGAUGCAAUGGACCGGAGUCAACACUAAGUCAGUGCCAACAAAGGCCAUUUAGAAACAACACUUGCAACGCCACCUCAAUUGCUGGUGUCGUCUGCACGGGAAGUCUGGAGGUCCGCUUGGCCAAUGGUAAGGAUGAGUGCUCUGGCAGAGUAGAGGUUCGUCAUGGCGACGUGUGGCAAACGGUGUGUGACACCGACUGGACCACGAGUAAAGCUCAGGUGGUGUGUGACCAGCUGGGAUGCGGAAAUAUAGUGAAUGCUCCCGGCAGUGCCCAUUUUGGCCAAGGCAUUGGAUCAGUAGUCGAGGCUAGCAAUUCAUGUUUUGACAAUGUGACAUCUCUUCAGCAAUGCUCACUCAAAGGUUUCAGAGGAGCCGGGUGUGGACACGACCACGAUGCUGGCGCUCUCUGUGCAGCACAGAUUCGGUUGGUCGGCAGCUCAGGUCAAUGCUCCGGUAGAGUGGAGGUCUUCUAUAAAGGCCAGUGGGGAACUGUGUGUGAUGAUGAAUGGGGAAUGGGCAAUACCAAUGUGGUAUGCAGACAGCUUGGCUGUGGUCAUGCAGUUUCCGCUCCUGCAAGUGCCCACUUUGGCCAAGGCACUGGUCCAAUAUGGCUUGAUGAUGUGGUGUGUACAGGCGAAGAGGCCGCUCUCACACAUUGUAGGCAUCCCGUUUUUGGAGAAAAUAACUGCGGGCAUGGUGAAGAUGCUAGCGCUAUCUGUUCAGGUUCUCUACAGACUCCCCAAAUCACUUUGAGUCCUGCUCCAGAGGUAAACUGGGGUGACAGAGUUGAGAUCACCUGCACUGUAGUAACAGAACACUUGGGUGGGACAUUUGUCCUGAAAAGGAGCCAAGACUCAUUUAAAAUGGAAAGAUUCUCUGAGAACGAAGCUGCAACCUUUACCUUCCCCACAGUGGACUUCAGCAAAACGGGCUCAUACUUCUGUGAAUAUCAAAAGAAAUUGCCCAAUCAAGUCAUCUAUUAUCCUCAAGGAAAUACUGCAGAUCUCUCUAUCACAGUGAAAUUGGAGAAGCCCAGCAUCUCCCUGACAUCUCCUCAUGCAAUGGUGAUCUACAGCCCUGACAAAAUAUCCGUCACCCAAGGCAGCAGCUUCUCCGUCACUUGCUCUACUCAUUCCAGACAUCCUGGAGGUUUCUUCUAUCUGAUAGAGUCUAACUUUAACAUCACUAAAGCGAUAGCACCAUUUGGCCACUCAAUCUUCUACUUGGCAUCCUUUGAAUUCCCACUGAUAGAUUAUAAAAGCCAAGGAGAGUAUUACUGUGUCUACAGUGUUAACAUCUCCUCAAGGUCCUUCUGUUCUGUUCCCUCCAAGUCACUCCAAGUAACUGUAGUCGCAACAUCCUCCUCAGUCGCCUUAGGAGUGGUUAUGGGUGGGCUUGUGGUGCUGCUACUUGUGCUGGUUAUAGGUUACCUGGUCUGGAGAAGGAGAAGGUGGGGUGCUGGUACCGUGGUUCAGUUUAUUAAUAGGUUUGGAGGAGCAAUAAUGCCAGAUAUGGAAGACAGGAGCAAUAGAGCAUUUGACGGAAGUCGUGGCCCAGAAGACUUCAAUGCUGAUGUUGAUGACUCUGUUGAGGGGGUCCCUGCAGACCUGGCUGGGAGAGUGUGUUAUGAGCUUGAACCACUCGUUCUCUUGUGAUUACCAAAUGCCUCAAGGAAUCAAUAACCUAUGUCAUGCAAUUUUACUAAAUUUAAAGAGUAACAUAGCACCUGGCUGUUUUAUGACUCUCUGGCUGAAAGUUUUAAGUCUGUUGCACCAGAAACCACACCAAACAGUGAUCGGUUUAUCAACACAUCCUGACUUACACUUCUACAUCACUGCAGUAAAGAGAGAAGGGACCACUGAAGAUGUCAUUUUGAAUAACAUACAUGACACUUGUUUAAACGGGCAACACUUAUUUUCAGACUUAUUCCUGAAGUGAUUUUUGUUUUUCUGCGAGAUUCUACCAAUCACAAAGCUAAGGUCCAC
This is a messenger RNA of Anarrhichthys ocellatus (wolf-eel), 4618 nucleotides long. Its product is annotated as deleted in malignant brain tumors 1 protein-like. Gene Ontology annotation, cellular component: membrane. NCBI's taxonomy places the organism in Eukaryota, Metazoa, Chordata, Actinopteri, Perciformes, Anarhichadidae. The record is from RefSeq and is a predicted model, not a curated record. The transcript is spliced from 16 exons. The coding region runs from base 521 to 4288 and encodes 1255 amino acids.